Molecule: messenger RNA, 963 nt
Organism: Closterium sp. Naga37s-1
Lineage: Eukaryota; Viridiplantae; Streptophyta; Zygnematophyceae; Desmidiales; Closteriaceae
Source: the annotation of a GenBank genome assembly
AUGGGGUUGGCAUGGUUUGUCUCUUCUUUUGUCCUCUCUCACUUCCUCUCUCACUUCCUCUCUCACUUCCUCUCUCGCUUCCUCUCUCACUUCCUCUCUCACUUCCUCUCUCACUUCCUCUCUCGCUUCCUCUCUCACUUCCUCUCUCACUUCCUCUUUCACUUCCUCUCUCACUUCCUCUCUCACUUCCUCUCUCACUUCCUCUCUCACUUCCUCUCUCACUUCCUCUCUCACUUCCUCUCUCACUUCCUCUCUCACUUCCUCUCUCACUUCCUCUCUCACUUCCUCUCUCACUUCCUCUCUCACUUCCUUUCUCACUUCCUUUCUCACUUCCCUUCCUUGUGCCUGUCCUUGUCUGCGUGUGUGCAUGUGCGGCGCGUGCAUGGUUCGUGGUUGGUGCAUCAGGGCCUGUACCUGGGGUCGAUAGGCGCGGCGCACAACAGGGAGCUGCUGAAGCGCAGCAACGUGACGCACGUGCUCACAGUCGCCAACUCCAUCCUGCCCGCACACCCCCGCGACUUCCACUACACGCUCAUCAACGUGGACCUCAUAUUGCGGUUCCAAGAGUGCUUCACCGUUAUCGACACAGCCAAGGCGGCGGGAGGUAGUGCCCUCGUGCACUGCUUUGCCGGGCGCUCCCGCAGCGUGACUGUGGUGGUGGCAUACCUCAUGGCCCGCCGUGCCAUGACAGUGGAUGAGGCGCUGUCGCUCGUGAGAGGGUUGCGGCCCGAGGCGAACCCGAACGCGGGGUUUGUGCAGCAGUUGCGGGAGUGGGAGGCGCAGCUAAGAGAGCAAGGGGUGCUGCCGCCACUGCCGCCGGCGCCACCAGUGGCAACAGUGCUGCAAGUGGCACCAGUGCUGCCAGGGGAGGGAGCAGCUGAGAUGGGAGGUGUGGAAGGGGAGGAGGUGGGGAGGGAGGUACAGGGAGAAAGCGGGGAAAACCAAACAGAAAAAAAGAUUUAA